AUGAGUGAGAUAUUGGACAAAAUAUUACCAUUUGCUUCCAAAUGGUAUGUUAUAUUAACGGCGGCAGCCGUGGUUUAUUUUCUUGUUUCGUUUAUUGAGUAUCAAAGUUUUGUCAAAAAGCAUGGAUGUAAAGAAGCCACGAAACUAGACACUCCAUAUUUUUGUAUUCCUCAGUUACGUCAGAUAUUGAAGAAAAAGUCGGAAGGUCGCAUGGUUGAUUAUAUCAAAGAGAUUUUCGAUACAGCAGGUAAGGACACUUUGUAUUUGCGUUUGGCUUCAGUAAGGGUCGUAGUAACCAAUGAUCCCGAAAACAUUAAGGCUGUAUUAGCAACUCAAUUCAAUGACUUCGCUCUCGGGACGAGGCACGCACAUUUCAAGCCAUUGUUAGGGGAUGGUAUAUUUACUUUAGAUGGUGAGGGCUGGAAACAUUCAAGAGCCAUGCUUAGACCUCAAUUCGCCAGGGAACAGGUUGCUCAUGUUAAGUCCCUUGAGCCACACUUACAAGUUUUCGCUAAACAUAUCAAAUUAGCAGAAGGCGAUACCAUUAAUAUCCAAGACUUAUUCUUUAAAUUGACUGUUGACACUGCCACAGAAUUUUUGUUUGGUGAAUCAGUUCAUUCGUUAUAUGACGAAAAGAUUGGCUUACCAGCACCCUUAGAUUUUGAUGGGAAAGUAGCUUUUGCUGAAUCAUUCAAUGUAUCGCAGCAGUACUUGAGUUCUAGAGCUUAUUCUCAGUUUCUAUACUUCCUUAUUAACAACAAAGAAUUCAGGAGUAAUAAUGCAAAGGUUCACAAGUUUUGCAAAUACUAUGUGGACAAGGCUUUGAACACUUCGCAAGAUGAAUUGGAUAAAAAGUCGAAGGAUGGAUAUAUCUUUUUAUAUGAGUUGGUCAAACAAACGAGGAAUGCCAAAGUGUUGCAGGAUCAAUUAUUGAAUAUAUUAUUGGCUGGAAGAGAUACCACUGCUGGCUUGUUGUCAUUCACCUUUUUUGAAUUGGCUAGGAAUCCAAGAAUUUGGGAAAAGUUGAAAGAAGAAAUUUAUGAUCACUUUGGAUCAGGUGAUAAUGUCGAUAUCGAAGCGAUAACCUUCGAAUCAAUGAAAAAAUGCGAAUAUUUAAAGUUUGUUUUAAAUGAAGCUCUCAGAUUAUACCCUUCUGUGCCAAUAAACUUUAGGGUUGCCACUAAAACGACUACAUUACCUAGAGGCGGUGGGCCAGAUGAGCAAUCUCCUGUUUACGUAGGUAAAGGUACAACUGUUGCCUAUUCGGUGUACUGUACUCACAGACUUGAGGAAUAUUAUGGAAAGGAUGCGUUAGAGUUCAGACCAGAAAGAUGGGCUGAUAUUAAGAGACUAGGAUGGGCUUAUGUUCCCUUCAAUGGUGGACCUAGAAUCUGCUUGGGGCAACAGUUUGCCUUGACAGAGGCAAGCUAUGUUAUCACAAGGUUGGUACAAAUGUUUCCUAACUUAGUUUCUAAGGAUGACAGACCAUACCCUCCCCAAAAAUCAGUUCAAUUAACCAUGUGUCAUCAAGAUGGUGUUUUCGUCUCUUUAAGCUAA
This is a messenger RNA of Priceomyces carsonii, 1557 nucleotides long. RefSeq lists its product as uncharacterized. The transcript has a single exon. Gene Ontology annotation, molecular function: oxidoreductase activity, acting on paired donors, with incorporation or reduction of molecular oxygen, reduced flavin or flavoprotein as one donor, and incorporation of one atom of oxygen; iron ion binding; heme binding. NCBI's taxonomy places the organism in Eukaryota, Fungi, Ascomycota, Pichiomycetes, Serinales, Debaryomycetaceae. The coding region runs from base 1 to 1557 and encodes 518 amino acids. The record is from RefSeq and is a predicted model, not a curated record.